AUGAAGUCUUGUAUUAUCGCUGCCACCUUGUUUUGUUCCGUCUCAGGGUCCCGAUCCCUGGAGGUUGGAGAAAAUGUUCCCACCCCAGAAGAGUUCGCCGAGGCAUUGUUUCGUCAGCUCAAAGUAAUGCCAUCUACAAAGUGCACAUGCCAAGACGGCUACGCCUUCCGCGACGGGACCUGCGUUCGAAGUAUCGAAACGGAAGCCGAAGGAAUAUGCCGUAGUGGAAAGAUGGUGGAUGGCUUGUGUAUCACUCCCGCUGCUCCAGUUCUGGAAUGUCCCAAUGGAUACAUCAACAUCUGCAAGGCGAAGGACAGAGCAGAAUCUCCAUGUUGUGCAAAGGGCCAUACUGCUGAAAAGAUAGCUAGGUGUAGAGAAGGGAUGCAAAGCCAAGAUGGUUACUGUACGAGCAUUGUUGCCCACGAAGCCGUCACUGAAUGCCCUGCUGGAUAUGCACUUAUCAACCACGGAUUGCAAUGCAUCAAGCAGGAAAGAGGACAGGCUGCUGCCGCUUGUGUGGCUCCGGAUGUACUCUCUGCCGAAGGAGACUCUUGCCUGAGAACGAUGCAGCAAGGCUACGAAUACAUUUGCCCUGACGAAUACCAAUGCAUUGCUUAUGCACACACGAAGAAGAAGUACAGUCCGGUUUGCUCUGCAUGUGCCAAAACAACGGAGAUGCAGCCACUCUGUGGAUGCCCUGAGGGCCAAAUAGAAGUGCAAGGCUACUGCUUUGAAGAAGACGUGUACGGCGUAUGCCAGCGGCAUCAGGGAAUGCCACGAAAGCAGGCACCCUCGAAGCGACAACCCGUGAAGCCCACAAAAAAGGGUGAAGAAGCACCAGAACCCAGCUGCAGCCCAGUUGGACGCGUUUCAUGCUCUUGCGAAGAAUCCUAUACUCUACACUGCACUAGCAACAUAUGCACCUGCAUCAACAGAGAAAUAAUACCUGUUGUUCCAAUAUGCAGGGGGGAGCUCGACGAAUCUGGAAAGUGCAUGGCGCAAGUCAAGACGCCCCUGUUGUACACCUGUGCCGAAGGAUUUACAUGUGACGUUGUGAACAAGAAAGGCCGCUGCCACUGCGUCCGCGUUGCAAUAGCGGAGCCAAGUGCACGAUGCGCUGCUGGAGAGCCACAUAAGGGGAAGUGCAUGGAGGUCGUUCGAGAGCAGAAGAUUGUGGAGUGCCCUCAAGGAUACAGUGAAACAUGCUGUGAUAACCACUGCUCGUGCACCAAGACGCACUUAGCCACGAGAGAAGUCAAGUGCGCGUCGGGAGCAGUCAGCAUUCAAGGAGAAUGCGUGUACGUGUCCCAACCCUCUCCAGGGUGCGAGGUGGGAAAGCUUCGCGGAGGGGCAUGCGUCGAGGAAUAUAUGUCCCCACCACUGUGCGGAUGA
Messenger RNA from Cyclospora cayetanensis, 1392 nucleotides. RefSeq lists its product as uncharacterized. The record is from RefSeq and is a predicted model, not a curated record. Lineage: Eukaryota; Apicomplexa; Conoidasida; Eucoccidiorida; Eimeriidae. Bases 1 to 1392 code for a protein of 463 amino acids. The transcript has 3 exons.